This is a messenger RNA of Salvelinus fontinalis (brook trout), 2136 nucleotides long. RefSeq names its product C3a anaphylatoxin chemotactic receptor-like. Gene Ontology annotation, biological process: positive regulation of cytosolic calcium ion concentration; phospholipase C-activating G protein-coupled receptor signaling pathway; complement receptor mediated signaling pathway. The coding region runs from base 2 to 1003 and encodes 333 amino acids. Gene Ontology annotation, molecular function: complement component C5a receptor activity; G protein-coupled receptor activity. Gene Ontology annotation, cellular component: plasma membrane. The record is from RefSeq and is a predicted model, not a curated record. The transcript has a single exon. Lineage: Eukaryota; Metazoa; Chordata; Actinopteri; Salmoniformes; Salmonidae.
CAUGAAUUUCUCAGAGGAGUACUUGGAGGAUUAUUAUGACAUGUUCAUUCAAACUGAUCAAUCAGAGCAGCUAAAUCAGUCCAUACGGGUGGUGUCCAUGGUCAUCUACAGCAUAACCUGUGUCCUUGGUAUCCCAGGAAACGCAUUUGUCAUCUGGAUAGCUGGAGUGAAGAUGAAGAGGACAGUCAACACUGUCUGGUUUGUAAACCUGGCUGUAGCAGACCUCCUCUGCUGUAUCUCCAUACCUUUCUCAUUGGUUGAAAUCAUACUGAACCAACACUGGCCAUUCGGAGAGGCUAUGUGUAAGGUUAUCCCCUCUGUCAUGUAUCUCAACAUGUUUGCCAGCGUCUUCACCCUGGUUCUCAUCAGCCUGGACCGCUUUGUCCUGAUCAUCCUGCCUGUCUUGGCCCAGAACCACCGGAGCAUCGCCCUGGCCUGGUUGCUGUGUGGUCUGGCCUGGGUCAUGGCCUUGCUCCUCAGCCUCCCCACCAUGAUCCAUAAUGGGACCAUCGAUAGUGUCGACAAUGACGAAAUUAUUAUCUGCACCUCUGUACACCCCCUUGGCGAAAACAACAUUAGGGGCUUCUUUUUGGCCAUCAAAGCCACCCAUGUUCCCAGGCUGGUCCUCGGCUUCCUCGUUCCCCUGUUGGUCAUCGCUGUCUGCUACCUGCUCAUUGGCAGGAGGGUGAGCAGCGCUCGCUUCAAGUCUCAGAGGACCUUCUGGCUCAUUCUGGGCGUGGUGGCAGCGUUCUUUGUGUGCUGGCUGCCGUAUCAUACCAUAGGUAUGGUGAUUGGGUAUGGCAGGUUUGCCUCGGCAGGUGAAGCCUGGAAUUGGUACCCCCUGGCCAUCUCUCUGGCAUACGUUAACAGCUGCCUCAACCCUGUCCUGUAUGUGUUUAUGGGCCAGGACUUCAAGGACAGGGUCAGGGUCUCUUUCCGUAAAGUGUUUGAGAAUGUCUUCAGUGAGGAUGCCAUAACACACACAUCUGUGUCUCAUGUCUGAGUCUGAAAUGUCUGAUAACUCUCCUGGGUCGUAUUAAUAAAACAGCAUACUUAAGUUAUAGAUAAUGCCAAGAGUGUGCAAAGCUGUCAUCAAGGCAAAGGGGGGCUACUUUGAAGAAUCUCAAAUAUAAAUUAUAUUUGUUUAACUCUUUUUUGGUUACUACAUGAUUCCAUAUGUGUUAUUUCAUAGUUUUGAUGUCUUCACUAUUAUUCUACAAUAUAGACAAUUGUAAAAAGAAAAAGAAAGAUAAAGAAAAACCCUUGAACGAGUAGGUGUGUCCAAACUUUUGACUGGAACUGUAUAUUCUUUAUUAUUGGUAUGUAGAAAAGGAACUGGGAGCCAGUGUCUAGAUUACACUAAAUCAAGGCAUUCCAAAUAAAAAAAAGACAUUUUUACAGCCAUCCCCCACUUACACAUUCCUCUCAUGCUUACUGUAAUAUCUGUCAUUUUCAAAAAUUAACAGUCUGAAGAUCAACUGGCUGGUUGGCAUAGACGUUCUCCACUAAAGCCACAUAGUGGUGCUAUAGAGCAAUGAUAAGCACCACACUAACCCCAUAUGAUAAACUUGACUAAUCUCAUGAUGCUAGAGAAGUCACUGUGUAACUGAUUAAAUAUUGAAGUGUUGUGACAAUAGCUUGGGUUCAUUUAUAUGUCAGAAAAUCUGAACACUCUCGCUGACAGCUUCAUUUUCUCAAAGUUAGUUUGGACAAGAGGAGUCAACUAUUAUCUGAUCCCCUGCUUGGAAAUGGAAAUGCACAUUUGAACUUAAAGGAGCAAUCAGCAUUUGCUACAUCCUUUUUUGAACUUAUAAAUGGAUGAUAUGUCCCCAUUGAUUCUUGAAGAAUACAACUUAUGCCUCAUGAGCUAAGUUCAACUGUUGUACCCCAUCAGAACCCCAAAUAAGCUUUUUUUUACUCCAAUGUUUGUAAACAAACACCAAAUAGCCUCAAAACCUAGUUAAAGUAAAGUGUUGAUAUCAAUAACGUUCAUUCCUUGCAUCCAUAGCUCUGUCUAUGAAUUUGAGAGAGGUCUAUCCCCACCCGUUUAUAUUUUUACAGAAACAGGGGUGGGGUGUACGCGUGGUAAUUGUUUCAACUGCUGAUUGUCCCUUUAAGUACCCUUCUAGCCUCUAU